Molecule: messenger RNA, 919 nt
Organism: Astrephomene gubernaculifera
Lineage: Eukaryota; Viridiplantae; Chlorophyta; Chlorophyceae; Chlamydomonadales; Astrephomenaceae
Source: the annotation of a GenBank genome assembly
AACCCCUUCGGCCCCAGCCGGCGCACCGACUUCCGUGUUAUCGUCACCGGUCUGCCGGUGAGCUGCUCCUGGCAGGACCUGAAGGACCACAUGCGCCGGGCCGGCGAGGUGACCUUCUCCCAGGUCAUGCGUGACGGCCGCGGCAUGCUGGGCCUGGUGGACUAUGCCUCCCGGGACGACAUGGAGACCGCCCUGCGCAAGCUGGACGGCAGCGACUUCCGCAACCCUUACGACUCCACCCGCAUUCGCGUGAAGGAGGACCGCGACGGUAGCGGUGGCGCUGGCGCUGGCAGCAGGCGCCGCAGCAGCCGUAGCAAGAGCCGCAGUCGCUCGCGCAGCAAGAGCAAGAGCCGGUCGCGCAGCCGGAGCCGCAGCAAGAGCCGCUCGCGCAGCCGGGACAGGAAGAGCCGCAGCCGUUCGCGGUCGCGCUCACGGUCGCCUGUCCGCAGCAAGAGCCGCAGCCGGAGCAGGUCUCGGAGCCGAUCGGCUUCACCUGCUCGCAGUGCCAGUCGCAGCCCCGCGCGUGACGACGACCGGCGUGACGACUAGGGCUUGGCACUGCGCGGCGGGUUUCGUAGUAAUGCUGGAUGACCUGCUUUACUGCGCAGCAAUAGCGUUGUUGGACAAUGCGCUAACAGUGUGGAAGAUGUGAUGUACGUUAAUCCGGCUGAGCCUCUGUCUCUGGCUAUCUGUCCACUGCGUCUUGAGCUAUAUAACCGCCCCUGUUACUGUGUUUGUGGAGUACACGUUGCUUCUGGUGCACAUGGGACCCGAUUGUCGCGAUUGAUGCAAAUGCUUACAGCCCAGUUUCGUAAGUCAUGAUAAUCGCGUCUAAUUCAGUCAAUUGUUGAUCGCCCGGACUGUGAACCAGCACGCUUGAAUACGUGAAAUAGGCACACUGUAACGUGGAUUGGAUUGA